Gongylonema pulchrum is the source of this 327-nucleotide messenger RNA. Lineage: Eukaryota; Metazoa; Nematoda; Chromadorea; Rhabditida; Gongylonematidae. The record is from the annotation of a GenBank genome assembly.
AUGAGUCCGUCCGGAAAAAGCUUCGCAAUAUCAGCCAACAGACAUCUUCGUCUCUACAGCACCGAAGAACCAACAAAGAGCUUUGAAUUGAUUCUGGAUGUGCAUGACAAGCCGAUCAGUCGAUUACGAAUGAGCCCCUGCGGGAAGAUGUUGGGAAGCUGUGGAGAUCGAUACAUUCGAAUUUUUCACAAUGUUGCUGAAUUCUACGGCGAAGUGGGGUCGCUCAAAACAGCUGCUCGAUGCGCUCCGGAUGAGGCGAGAAGGAGACGUUUCGAAGAGCAGUUGCAGGAAGCGGAACAGAACCUGAGCCGUUUUCCAAUUCCUUGA